AUGAUGAGAAAUCGUUCUAAAGUUAAAACGAAACGAAUGAUGAUGAAAGUCUUAUUGUAAAUCAUGUCGUUAAAAUUUACUAAGAAUUAGUGUGUACCUGUAUGUGGCAAUUAAAAUUAACAUAAAAUAAUCGGCCAUUUUUCUAAAUUAAAUUCGUAACAAACGUUCUUUAUUUUAUGUGCACUUGAUAAUUUAUUUCUUUUGGUACAAAUCUUAUAUCAAAAAAUUGUGUCGUGUGCUUUUGCGGUUAUAUGAAUAAAUCUUCAAAAAUUAUCGUGGAACUUCGUGUUAAAUUUACUAAAUUUAAAUUUUUACCAAUAACGUGAAGAAACACCGUAUACUAUGAAUGCGCUUUUGAGGUACCAAAAAUUGUACGGUCGUACAUUGGCGGAGAGUGGGAGAUAUUUAAAGAAGUCGAACUCAAAAGUAAAAACGAUCACUUUUCAUCAGGACACUGGUUCGAACAUUUUAAAAUAUGGAUUGAUCAAAAAUAUCCACACAUCAUCACUAUUUCCCCCAACUAAAUUUGCCUCCCAUUAUUGUUCAAUAAAAAAUGAAUGUAUAUUACCUUACAGUUUUUUAUUACCAUCAAAUGCAAUACUAUCAAGAGAUGAUUUUCUUACGUCGCCUUUAUAUUGCUAUAACUCGGCGAGACAAUUUCGUAUUGUACCAUUUUUACGAGAAAAUCAGUCCUCUAAAGUAGAAGCCGCAGUCAACAGUAUGAAGGAAAAACAGAAAAUGAUAUCUGAAGCAUCAAAGGAAGGAACUUUGCUAGACAAGGAAGGAAAAGCUAUAAGUGACCCAAACAAGAAAGGGGAAGGAAGCAAACCGGUUCCCGUCAAGAAACCACUUAAAACACGUAUUUGGGAAGAAUUAGUGCAUUAUUAUCAUGGAUUUCGUUUACUUUUUAUUGAUAUUAAUGUAUCUCGUAAAUUAUUAUGGCGUGUACUUAAUGGUAAAACUCUUACGCGUCGUGAAAAUAAAUUAUUAGUACGUACAACUUCAGAUCUCUUUAGACUUAUACCAUUUUCGGUAUUUAUUAUUGUGCCCUUUAUGGAAUUGUUAUUACCAGUUUUCAUUAAAUUAUUCCCAGGCAUGUUGCCAUCUACGUUUCAAACUGCCAAGGAUCGUGAGGACAAAUUAAAACAGCAGUUACAAGUUAAAUUAGAAAUGGCGAAAUUUUUACAAACCACACUCGAUGAAAUGGCUGUGCAGCAUAGAGAGCAUAAGAGUGAAGAUGCUAAGGAAUUUGCUGAGUUUUUUGAAAAAGUUAAAAAUCCUAGUGUACAUGUUACUAAUACAGACAUAAUCAAGUUUGCGAAGCGUUUUAAUGACGAAAUAACACUUGAUUCUUUAUCUCGUGCGCAAUUAUCAGCGUUAUGUCGGUUACUUGAAGUAAACACAAUGGGUACAUCCAAUAUUUUAUUAUUUAAUCUGCGAUUGAAGUUGCGUGCCCUUGUUGCGGAUGAUCGAGUAAUUGCACGUGAAGGUGUCGACUCAUUAGAUCUUUUUGAAUUACAGCAGGCCUGUAAAUCUAGAGGCAUGCGUGCUUACGGACUUACAGCUGAGAAAUUAAGAGCUCAAUUACAAGAGUGGAUCGAUUUGUCACUUAAUUCGAAAGUACCACCAACACUCUUACUUUUAUCUAGAGCGCUACCUAUUUAUGAUGAUGAGACAACAACAACCGACAAACUGAAAGAGACAAUACGUGUGCUACCGGAAUCAGCAGCUGCUCAAGCCAGGGCAGCAAUUGGAGAACUUGAGGGUAAAAUUGAUAAUAAGACCAAAAUCGAAAUCAUUAAGGAAGAAGAGCGAAAAAUUCAAGAGGAACGUGAAGAAGAACGAGAAGAACAAAAGGCCAAAAAAGAAGCUGAACUGUUACUUGAUAAAGCAACAGUCAUGGAAGCUGAAGACAUUUCAAUGGCUAUGGCUCAAAUAGAUAAUAUAAAACCAGAAUCAAUUAAAGCGAAAGAAAUGUUUGCAGAAAGUCAGCCAGUAGAGGCAGAGGUUAUUACUUCUAAAGAUGUUAAACUGCUGUCUGAUGCUUUAGAGACAUUGUCACAGACUAAAUCUAUGCAGGUUGAGAAAGAAAAAAUCAAAGAUCUUAAAGAAGAAAUGGAGGACUAUAAGGAAGACGUGGAGGAACUACACGAAAUACGUACUACUGUAAAAGAGCCUAUAAAGGAAAGCAGAGCAGCAAAACUACUGUAUAAAAAGGUUAACACAAUGAUUGAAGGUCUCGAUAAGGUGCUUGCCGACUUAGAAAAGAAAGCAGCUGAAACUUCGAUGCAGUUGGAAAAGGAUAAAAGGGCAGAAGAAAUUAUACGUAUUGAUGAGCUAGUAGGCACUGUGAAAAAGUUGAAGCAGACUUCCGACGAGUCACGUUUGCAAAAAAUUGAAAACGUUUUAAGCAAACUUGAUACCGACAAAGAUGGUGUUAUUAAUAUUGAUGAAGUUUUAAAUGUUGUAGAAGCAAUUGGCCGCGAUGAUGUAAAUCUAAAUGAGAAGCAAAUUGAAGAACUGCUUACAGUACUAGAAAAGGAACAAAUAAUUGAGGCAGAAGAUAAGAUCGAAAAAGCUAUAGCUAAAAGUAUGAAAGAUGCGAAAAAAAUAGAAGAAUCAAAUCAGGAGCUGGAUGGUUUUAAUCAGGAAAUUGAAAAUGUGAAGGAAGUGAUUUCUGAUGAAGUUAGAGAUGCUGCCAAACUUCUUGAAGAUAAAGCUACUGACUUGAAUUUAGUUGAUCAAAAAAAGACAAAAAUUAUAGAUGAAAAACAGACAGAUAAAGUUCAGAAGCGUCAAGAAGAUAUAGCUCCCAAAAUAGCUACUUCUAUACCGCCACCAACUCCUUCGCCCAAAGUAAAUCAAAAAGAUAAAUUGGUGUAAUAUAUGGAUUAACAGUCGAUUCCUCAGAAAAAAAAGUAGUAAUUCGUACCUGUGAUUAAAAGUCAAAACAGUAAAAAAUGCUAGAAAUGUUGAUUGAGCAAAACAAAUCAUUCAAUUUGGUUAUAAAUCACUUAAAAUACUUUGUACUUUAAUUUAUUAAUUUAAUUAUUAAUAAUUUAAAGCAUUUAAUUUCUGAAUAAAUAAAUGUAAAUAAGGCGUUAUUAACAGUUAAUAGCAUUAGCUUUAUAAAUUAAUGGCGCAUGAUGUGAGGCUACAGUAUUUUUUAAUGAAUUAUCUUCGUUUUUUUCUUUGGAACUUUCAAAUUGAAUGUAUAAUGAAAAAUUUGUAAAUUUGUAGUUAUAUAUUUUUGUACAAAUAUGUGAAUUUAAUUAAUGUCUUGAAUAAAUGGCUUUUUCAAAUUUAGGGAGAACACAAUACAAUUCUUUA
Messenger RNA from Teleopsis dalmanni, 3330 nucleotides. RefSeq names its product mitochondrial proton/calcium exchanger protein-like. NCBI's taxonomy places the organism in Eukaryota, Metazoa, Arthropoda, Insecta, Diptera, Diopsidae. Gene Ontology annotation, biological process: intracellular monoatomic cation homeostasis. Gene Ontology annotation, cellular component: mitochondrial inner membrane. The record is from RefSeq and is a predicted model, not a curated record. The transcript is spliced from 6 exons. Bases 343 to 2883 code for a protein of 846 amino acids. Gene Ontology annotation, molecular function: ribosome binding; calcium ion binding.